AUGAAAGUACUAUACCCCACCUCGCAUCAUAUACCCAGUCUUCCGGACGUGCAUCUGUCUCUCAAAAUCGCCCGUCAUUCUCGCUGCUCUUCUUGCUCGACAUGUCCUGGUCUACACCCUCCCCCUGGCUGGCGCGUGUUCUCGGACAUCCCAGACGGGAACGAGUCGGACGACGACGACGAACCGCCACCGACGAGGUACCUGGACCGCUGUGCAUGUGGACACGGAGCAAACGCGCACGGCGCGGACGCCUCAAACCUGGGUCAUGAGGAAUUCUCGCGGAGAGCAAGGGUCGCUGUCCGGUUGGACGAGCUAUUAGAGGACUCCGGGAGACUCCUCGAUUUCGAGUACUCGGAUGAGGACAUCGACUCUCUACGGAAGCAGCUCGUCCCCUUUGAGCCA
This is a messenger RNA of Trametes versicolor FP-101664 SS1, 402 nucleotides long. RefSeq lists its product as uncharacterized. The annotation marks the transcript as partial. NCBI's taxonomy places the organism in Eukaryota, Fungi, Basidiomycota, Agaricomycetes, Polyporales, Polyporaceae. The transcript is spliced from 2 exons. The record is from RefSeq and is a predicted model, not a curated record.